AUGUCGCUUUUUGCAUUUGGCUCGAACGGAUCAGGCCAACUGGGCAUUGGACAUGAUGAAGAUGUCUCUGUUCCUACAAGAUGCCUCUUUGAAGAAGGCCAGACACCUUCUGAAGAGGAAAAUGGCACACAGGCGAAGACUAUCUCCUGUAUCGUUGCAGGCGGAAACCAUACCCUCAUCUUGUAUCAAGACGGAUCGGUAUAUGCCGCCGGCUGCAACGAGGAUGGCAGAUGCGGACACCACCCCGCAACUGCAUCGCUGCAGAAGUUCAGGCAGGUGAUUGUCAAAAGUAGAGAUGGCACUUGCUAUCAUACGUUCAAGCACUUGUCUGCGACAUGGGAGGGGACGUUCCUGGUUGUUGGAUCUGAAGAUCCGUCAGCCGAGGCGGACAGUAUAUUUGUAAUUGGUUCAGGAGCAAAGGGAGAGCUGGGACUUGGACAGGGAUGCACGAAGGCAGUUGAACCGACAAGAAUCCCUAACUUUCCUCCUCAAGGGACAAAAGUUGUGUCGAUUGCCAGUGGCAUGGGCCAUACGGUUGUGGUAUUGUCCAAUGGGGAGGUUUAUGGCUGGGGAGGAGCAAGAAAGGGUCAACUUGGGGAAUCAGCCAGGGGAAUGAAGAUUGUAUGGUGUCCUACAAAAGUGGAAGGAAUUCCCUUUCAAGCCAAGGGUGCGGUUUGUGGUCGCGAGUUUACGGUAGUUUCGGGCAACAAGUCCGCAGGGGAAUAUGCCAUUAUUGGGUCAUGCGAUAAUAAGUGGAAUAUCCUGUCUGAUGCUCCUGCAUCCCAAUCGUUGACAUACUACCGAGGUAUAGCAGCCAGUUGGCAUGGUGUCUAUGUACAUCAGAACGACUUCUCUGUCAUCGCCUGGGGACGGAAUGAUCGAGGCCAGCUUCCUCCUCCGGACCUGCCUCGGUCUCAGAAACUGGCUGUGGGAAGUGAACAUGUUCUCGCACUUCUUGAUGAGCACACUGUUGUGGCAUUUGGUUGGGGCGAACACGGUAACUGUGGUCCUGAUAUCGAUGUGCAAGGCAAUGUGAAUGGAACGUACAAGCCAGUUCCGCUAGAGAUGCUUCAGGGCUCUAAUGUUGUCGGCAUUGGUGCAGGUUGCGCAACGAGCUGGAUUAUAACAUCAUGA
Aspergillus fumigatus Af293 is the source of this 1134-nucleotide messenger RNA. RefSeq names its product putative alpha-tubulin suppressor protein Aats1. The coding region runs from base 1 to 1134 and encodes 377 amino acids. The transcript has a single exon. NCBI's taxonomy places the organism in Eukaryota, Fungi, Ascomycota, Eurotiomycetes, Eurotiales, Aspergillaceae. The record is from RefSeq and is a predicted model, not a curated record.